Molecule: messenger RNA, 837 nt
Organism: Auanema sp. JU1783
Lineage: Eukaryota; Metazoa; Nematoda; Chromadorea; Rhabditida; Rhabditidae
Source: the annotation of a GenBank genome assembly
AUGUUAUUUAAAAUAAUUAUUUUCUAUCUUUAUAUUCAAACAUCCAAUCAAGAGACAGCAUGCUCAACGUUCGGAUUUAACUGGGCUGCUGAGAUUCGAUGCUUACGAUCUUUACUCACUCAAUGUAUGGGACCAAGUCCUCAUCGAGGAGCUCGAACGACUGACAAUCAAUCAACACGAUUACUUGAAGCUCGUUUCCGAUCAUUUCAGCCUGGACAUAUAAUGAAUAGCCACUCUUCUAAUCCAUUACCAAGCAGCUCUGUUACUGAGCUCAUGCCAAAUAUAACAGAGAUCGUUGAUAAACGAGUUAAUCAGCUUCGUCAGCAGAUUGAAGCAGAAGUUAAUAGAAAGCUAAAUGAAUUAGUUACUCGAUUCGAUUCUGAUUUCCGAAUGAAAUUGGAGAAGGAAGGACAAGUUAGUACUCGACACAUCGAACAAGAGAUCCGAAAGCUUAAGAAACGAGUGGAUUUGUUAUCAGUCAAGAUUUACAAAUACAAUAAUCGUGAGUAUAUCUAUGUCUCUAGCCGAGAAUCUUGGUAUCAUGCUCAAGAUAUAUGUGUUCAAUGGGGAGGAAAUUUGGUUGCAAUAGAAACUGAUGAAGAGAACACCAUGAUUGCAGGAAUUAUUCUGGACGAAGGCGCAUGGAUUGGACUAAAUGAUGUACAACGGGAGAAUAUAUUCGUCAAUCCGGGUAACUUCAAUUACACUUAUCGGAACUGGCAGCUAGGCCAGCCAGAUAACGGAAAUCACAAUGAAAACUGCAUUGAAAUGGAUAAGUCUGGGCUAUGGAGUGACGAGUUUUGUAUUCUCCGAAGACCGUUUGUAUGCAAACGUUAA